This is a messenger RNA of Galleria mellonella (greater wax moth), 1732 nucleotides long. RefSeq lists its product as uncharacterized. NCBI's taxonomy places the organism in Eukaryota, Metazoa, Arthropoda, Insecta, Lepidoptera, Pyralidae. The transcript has 3 exons. Bases 213 to 1511 code for a protein of 432 amino acids. The record is from RefSeq and is a predicted model, not a curated record.
AAUGGAUGAUAAUGUAAUGGUCGCCCCGCCUGCGGUAUUGGGAUACGCUGGCGUGGCACCAGUAAAGGAAUCAUCCUUCACUGGGGCCAUGCCAGCGUAUCAAGGUGAGGAUGAAACAGGCCAGUUGGCUCGUCAACAGCUGAUACAAAUAAAAAAAAGUAAUUAUAGAAUACGAAAAACAUUAAAAAAGAAGAUUCAGAAUUCUGGGUAAAAUGGAGUUUAAGAAGAUUUUCGUAUUUUUGUGUUGUCUUCUGGCUCAGUCUGCAUUUCCUCUUGAAAUUCAACAUUCAUACGAGCAACAUACAGAGCUAAGCGUAGAUGAAACGGCUAGAGGGCGGCGUGAUGUCAUCGAAGAAGAGAAAUUUUAUAACAUGCAUUCUGAUGUGCGAAAAGAGAGCCAUAAUAAUAUAAACCAUCAGAAACCAUGGAUUCCGGGUCCACUGCCUCCUAACGAAGAUCAAACGACUAAAAUAUCAAUUACUAAUCCUGAAGUCAAGGAAGUACUGCCUCUGUAUCAGACCACAGAGAGAGUUACAGACAAACCAACAGGUCGAGGGGCGAGGGCGUCCAACGAGAACUGGAUUAAACUGCCUUACCCUGAUCGGGAUGAACCACAAAGAAACGAUGUUCUAACACCACCACAGCCUUCUGGGGACUUGAUUAACUCCAGGAUGCCAAGGGUUAAUUUCGUGACUCAGAACAAACAGUUGGAAGCGUCUGAAUCUCGCAACGAUAAAGAAUCGAUUCAGAGAUCAAGAAACGAUGAUAUUCGAACGGAGUUCGUACGUCCUGGCGAGGAUGAUAGAAAUAAGCCAUAUAAACCCGUGUACCCACGACAAGCAGUAUAUUACCCGGCGGAGUCGAGGCGACCGUAUUACGAUGAUCGAUAUUAUCCAGCUGAUGAUUUAUACAGGCGAGAUCCUUAUUAUGAUUUAUACGAUCGAAGGCGAUAUAUCCCGGGAUAUGUCCCGAGAGUCGAUAGAUAUGAUGAUACUGUCGAUAAUUAUGUCCCUAGAAAACCAAAAAGGAUUAUUUACUAUGCCCAUCUACCUGAAGUUGUUCGGACGCCACCAAGUGUUGACUUGCGUUAUAGAUACUCCCCGGAUCCUUACAGACGCUUCGAUGAUGAUUACUACGCGAGAUCGGGUAGGUACGACUACAGAUUUAGAAAUAGAUACCCUUACGCUCCUCUAAGAAAAGAGGAAAGGAAUUAUAGAGAUUUGGCCGGAGCUGGUACUGCGAACAAAGAUAAGAAGGUCGAGGAAAAAGUAACACCUACAGCUGUUCUUCCGAAGAAGGAGGAGAAAUUCAAAAAUAAUUCCAACGAUAGGAAUAUUAAUAGGAAUUUAAUUAACAGUCAUCAGUAUCACGACAGUCAAGGUAUUGACUACAAUGAUCAGUUAACCCACAAGUCCUUUCAAGACGUCAUGAGGCCAGACGACGGAUAUUUAAGAUUUGAAGAGCCUCUAUUCCAAACUGCGAUAGAAGAUCCAUACCAAAGAAAAUAUUAAACAAUUUAGUUGCAAUCAGCUAUCGUUUUGGGCUCGUUAUUUAAUAGUUGAAAACUAGCCAGGAAUGUUACCGAUGUUGCUUUGUGUCUUCAGCAUUUAAUAAUAAAACUGUAGUAUUUAUUUAUAGAUGUAAAUGUCAUAAUGCAUUACAAUUUGAAUGCAGAUUUUACAAACUAUUGGUGUAAGUUGCCGCUAAUAAAUGUAAUUACGAAUGCUCUCGU